Messenger RNA from Zalophus californianus (California sea lion), 2083 nucleotides. It is a transcript of the gene TMEM267, whose product is annotated as transmembrane protein 267. Bases 1182 to 1829 code for a protein of 215 amino acids. The record is from RefSeq and is a predicted model, not a curated record. The transcript is spliced from 6 exons. Lineage: Eukaryota; Metazoa; Chordata; Mammalia; Carnivora; Otariidae.
CCUCAGUUUUUUCCAUUGGCUAAGAACCAAGACAAGCAGUGAAAAGUUCUAGCAUUAAGAAACUGAGCCACGCUUUAGGGUUCUGUGAGAGGGAGGCCUAGGAGUUUGCUUGAGAUUGAAAAUCUCACUUUUUGCUAUAGAAUUGUCUUUCAACUGUAAAAUAUAACCCCACUAUUUCCCUUGCUUUCCAUCUCACCCUUGUUUUGAGAAACUAGGUAGGAAGAAGAAAGCAAUACACCUUUUUGAGACUAUUUUGCACCAGUGCUUCCUAGAGCCAAUGCCAAGCUAGACAUCUUGGUGCUCACUCAGGCGGAAAGGCGGGCUGGGACCUGGUCAUAGUCCCAUUAAAGAGCUGCAUGUCGAGUCCGGUUAAUUAGGGUCAAGCUACCUUUUAUGCAGUUUUUUUCCAACUCCUGUGCGUUUAGUAGUCAUGAUUAAAUGAUUCAGCCCUGUCACUGCUGCCACAAUAAAGUGGUAGCCCCCCACCGUCCGCCCACAAAGUGGCAAAGAAUAAUUAUCAAGAAAUCCCCAAGGGGGCGAUGGAGCGCUAUGAAGAAGCGGCGGAUCUGCAGGAUCGCGCUGUCCCUCCAUCUCGUGGAAAAACUCCGGCGGCCAACCUGAAACACCCGGUAAAGGAAGCCGAAAAUUUCUCUAUCCCUUCGAGACCCAAGAUGGCCCGUGGCUCCUAGCUCAAGGUCUGGGUGUUGGGCCCGCACAUCCGACAUUAGGUCACUAAAUUUGGAUCAUCAUUUAAAGACUUGAAGUGAUCUUUUGAUGCUUCACUUUGCUCGUAACACAUCAUUAGCCUCUCCAUCUUUUUAAAAUCUGAACUUAAAACACAAGAGGGAGAGCAAGAAUGCAAGAGAGAGCAUGAGCGGGGGGAGAGACAGAGGGAGAGGGAGAAAGAUUUUCAAGUAGACUCCGCUCUGAGCAUGCAGCUUGACUCAGGGCUCUAUCCAAUGACCAAAAUCAAGAGUUGGACGCUUAACCAACUGAGCUACCCCAGUGCCCUUUGGCUUGUUCCAGUUUGGAGCUAAUGUAGAUAAAGCUGCUGUAACAUUCACGUACAAGUCUGUGUGUGGGUGUAUGCUUGCAUUUCUCUCAGGGUGACUGGGAAUGUAAACAAAAAUAAGCUAUUUGUUUCCUGAUGGCUUUUAGUAUAUACUGACGGAUUGUCUGGGAUGGCAUCUGAGGCUGAGAAGACCCAUGCUUUACUCCAGUCUUGUAGCACUGAGUCUCUUAUUUCCAGCCUUGGUCUGGGGAUAUUUUGCCUAGUAGCCGAUAGACUUCUUCAGUUUUCGAUAAUUCAGCAAAAUGACUGGCUUCGAGCCCUCUCAGAUAACGCCGUACAUUGUGUGAUUGGCAUGUGGUUGUGGGCAAUUGUCAUUGGAGUCAAGAAGACAACUGACUUUGGAGAAAUCAUUUUAGCUGGAUUUUUAGCCUCUGUUAUUGAUGUAGACCACUUUUUUCUAGCUGGAUCUUUAUCUUUAAAGGCUGCUUUGACUCUUCCACGAAGACCUUUUCUUCACUGCUCUACUGUCAUACCAGUUGUGGUUCUGACCCUGAGGUUUACUAUGCACCUUUUCAAGCUCAAAGACUCAUGGUGCUUUCUUCCCUGGAUGUUAUUUAUAUCGUGGACCUCACAUCAUAUCCGAGAUGGAAUUCGUCACGGCCUGUGGAUAUGCCCAUUUGGAAAAACCUCUCCUUUGCCAUUCUGGCUUUAUGUCAUUAUCACCUCCUCUUUACCUCACAUCUGUUCGUUCGUUAUGUAUUUCACAGGGACCAGGCAAAUGAUGUCUUCAAAACAUGGGAUCCAUAUUGACGUCUGAGGUAACCGUAUGCCAGUCUUAGAGAAGCAGGUGGUUCCGAUAAUGAUAAUUAAGGGUGGCCGACAUUAUCAAGUGAAUUUUUAACAACAUAUUAAAUUUAUUAUUAUAGUUCCUGAAUCCUCUUGUUCAGGAGGCACGUACACUUUUUUUUUUUUAGGGCGCCUGGGUGGUUCAGUUAAGCGUCUGCCUUUGGCUCAGGUCGUGAUCCCAGGGUCCUGGGAUCGAGCCCCGCAUCGGGCUCCAUGCUCGGAGGG